Messenger RNA from Colletotrichum truncatum, 270 nucleotides. RefSeq lists its product as uncharacterized. NCBI's taxonomy places the organism in Eukaryota, Fungi, Ascomycota, Sordariomycetes, Glomerellales, Glomerellaceae. The record is from RefSeq and is a predicted model, not a curated record.
AUGAAGGUCAACGCCGUUCUCCUGAUCGCCGCCGCCUCGGCCGUCAUCGCCGCCCCCACUCCCGCCCCAGCUGCUGAGGCCGAGGCCCAGGGCUACGGCAACUACGGCGACUACAAGGUCACCUCUUACGGAUCGUACGGAACCUAUGGCGGUGUAACCACCCCCAACCCCAACCCCCCUGCCGGUGGCAACUACGGCGACUACGGCAAGUACGGCAGCUAUGGCGCCUACAAGCGCGCUCUCGACUGGGUCAAGUCCGUCUUCGCAUAA